Daldinia decipiens is the source of this 1431-nucleotide messenger RNA. RefSeq lists its product as uncharacterized. NCBI's taxonomy places the organism in Eukaryota, Fungi, Ascomycota, Sordariomycetes, Xylariales, Hypoxylaceae. The record is from RefSeq and is a predicted model, not a curated record. Bases 1 to 1431 code for a protein of 476 amino acids. The transcript is spliced from 3 exons.
AUGACAUCGCCUCUACUUCCACCAAGAAACCGAAAGAGACUGGAUGAAUCUAUACCACCUCUCCUAAGACCUCUUAUUCGGGCCUAUGUCUUAGGCUACACUUCUGCUGUUGCACCAAGGCUCCUCACGUUGAUUCUCCAGCAUGUAACUAGAAGGCGGAGAGACAAGGGUGCUGCUGUCACGCAGCCCCACGACUCCUUCAUCUCAUCCCUGCAACGUAUCGUGCGUGGGGGGCUAGAACUUCAAGGAUUUCCAACAUUCUGUGCGGCCCUCGUAGGCGGAACUACGUUACUAGAGGCAAGAUUUCCCACAACUAGCUCAUAUAUGCUCGAAUUUUCGAGAUGGUUAUCGACGUUUGUUGCUGCCUGGCUUAGCCUCCGGUUACUACAGUCAAAGAAGAGUGAUAGCUUUUCAGAAACGAUCACUGCCAACCCAGAUGAUCCGCAAAGCGCCAAGCAAGAAACGGUACGAUACGCUGGACGAACUCUAGACUUGACCUUAUUCGCAGUUACCAGAGCUCUUGAUGUGAUAGUCAGUGAGGCAUGGUCCCGGAGAGGACAACGCAAGGUUGCCACAAGCCAGUGGACUUGGGUUGAAUCUUUGAUAUCGAAGUUAGCUGAUCCAAUUAUCUUCGCCACAUCUUCCGCCCUUAUUAUGUGGGCAUGGUUCUACUCACCUUCACAACUACCUAAAGCAUAUACGAAAUGGAUCAGCUCGGCCGCGGCGGUAGACUCCCGCCUUAUCGAAGCACUUCGGCGUUGCCACAAUGGGGAUCUCCAAUAUGGCGAGGAAACGGGACAAGCACCGCUCCUCCAAUCAAUGUGUGUCGACUAUAAAUUGCCGCCGGCGUGGGGCGAUCCUACUAAGUCCAUCCCGUUUCCGUGCGAAGUCGUGCAUAUGGGUUGCGGGUCGUCUUGCGAACACCAUGCCCUAUCCCGUUUCUACCGAUCCUUUAAGUGGUCUAUGAUCACGUAUCUACCCCUGAACUUACUAGCCCGGAAGAAGAAUCUUAAGGGGGUUCGAACCGCGCUCCUAUCUGCAGCACGCUCGUCGUCAUUCUUAGCCGCAUUUAUCACCCUUUUCUACUACGGAGUGUGCCUAGCGCGGACGAGGCUCGGCCCGCACAUCAUCGGGAAGGAUACGCAGUCUAGACAGGUUAUCGACGGGGGUGUCUGCGUCGGAUCUGGCUGCUUCCUAUGUGGAUGGAGUGUCCUCAUAGAGAAAGCGGCCCGCAGAAAAGAGCUAGCACUUUUCGUUGCGCCCAGAGCUAUGGCAACGCUCUUACCAAGACGGUAUUCCCUUGACAAGCAAUGGCGGGAGACAUUCAUCUUCGCUCUUAGUACAGCAGUGGUGUUCACGUCCGUAAAAGAAAAUCGAGAGAGCGUUCGCGGUAUGUUUGGGAAAUUUCUCGUGGCAGUUUUAGAGCCAUGA